ACCCGCAGCUCCAGUCAGCACAACAUGGUUGCUUGACUGAGCAGUGUGUUAAAGGAGCCUGCUGGAAUCUCAGCGGGUAGCUGCUACAGAAAACCUGACCUUUUCUCCCUCAGAUUUCUAGCUUAGCGAAUCAUUUUGGACUAUCCUCUCAAUUCUAGCUGAGGAUUUCUUGGUCAACAGGACACGAAGAGCGCCAAACAAUGGAAUGCCCUCUCCUGCCUGCAUUGCUCACAGCUUCAGAGACUUCAGAGGUUAAACGGCUUAGUUAGCAGUGUACCUUCUCCCCCUAGAACACACUUGGCCAGGGGAAGAAGAGCGUCUAACGAAAAAGAAGGGGAUUUUUUUUUCCUUUAAAAACAAAGCACCUUACUUUUGUUUAAUUUAUCACUCCAGAGUUGUUUAAUUUUAUUUGAAUCAAAUUUAAGAACAGACACCAUAAUGGAUUUAUCGUCAUAUCUAUGGCUGGUUGUAAUUGGGUUCAUCAUCGCCUUCAUCCUGGCAUUUUCAGUGGGAGCCAACGAUGUAGCAAACUCAUUCGGCACAGCGGUGGGCUCGGGGGUUGUCACGUUACGCCAGGCCUGUAUCCUGGCCUCCAUUUUUGAAACGCUGGGCUCCAUACUCCUUGGCGCAAAAGUGGGUGAGACCAUUCGGAAGGGGAUUAUAGAUGUCAACUUGUACAAUGAUACUGUACCUAUACUGAUGGCAGGCGAGGUCAGCGCCAUGGUUGGGUCUGCGGUUUGGCAGCUCAUUGCCUCGUUCCUUAAGUUGCCAAUUUCUGGAACACAUUGUAUAGUGGGGUCUACUAUUGGCUUCUCUAUGGUGGCCAUUGGCACCAGAGGAGUACAGUGGAUGCAGCUAGUCAAAAUUGUUGCUUCAUGGUUCAUCUCUCCUCUGCUGUCAGGCCUCAUGUCUGGCCUACUCUUCUAUGUCAUCAGAUUUUUCAUUCUUAAUAAAGAUGAUCCUGUUCCAAAUGGCCUCCGUGCUUUGCCCCUCUUCUAUGCAUCAACUAUCGGCAUCAACACAUUCUCCAUCAUGUACACAGGAGCUCCCUUGUUGGGCUUGGAGAUGCUCCCAGUGUGGGCUAUCGCCCUCAUCACCCUGGCCGGCUCUCUGGUGUGUGCUGCUGUGGUCUGGAUCAUUGUCUGCCCCUGGAUGAGAAGGAAAAUAGCAAGUCGUUUGAAAAAAGAACAUGUUCUCUCACGCAUCUCUGAUGAGAGUCUAGAUAAGAUUCCCGAGGAAGAAGAGGAGGCUCCGGUGUUUAAAGAGCUUCCAGGGGCAAAGAGUAAUGACGAUUCUGAACUGCCCUUGGCUGGAGAAUCCACUGGGGAGCUAAAUAGCCUGGCCAAUGGUGGCACCGUCCUUCCUAAUGGCCGGGUGUAUGGUCGCACUCACUCCAUGACAAAUGGCUGUUUGAAAUCGCCAGUGUCCAAUGGAAGCUUUGCUUUUGAUGGACAUAUGCGCAGUGACGGCCAGGUGUACCACACUGUGCACAAGGAUUCUGGUCUCUACAAGGAUCUGCUACACAAGAUCCAUGUGGGCCGGCUGGAGGAAGAGCGGCCUGACGUCAGCCACCGGGUCCUACGCCGCAACAACAGCUACACGUGCUACACAGCAGCCAUCUGCGGCUUGGCCGUACAGCCCCUGUUGCGCUCCGAGUCAAAUGCCGCAGCGCCACCUGAGGACAGUGAGAAGCUGGUGGGUGACACAGUCUCCUAUUCUAAGAAGCGUGUCCGUUAUGACAGCUACUCUAGCUACUGCAACGCCGUGGCCGAGGCUGAAAUCGAGGCAGACGAGGGGGGCGUGGAUGUAAAACUGGGAUCCGAGAAGCAUGAGGCUCAAGGUGCAGGAGUGGUGCUGGAGGACUGCGUUGAUGAGGACAAAGAAGAGAAGGACAAGCCCCAGGUUUUUCUGCUCUUCCACUUUCUUCAGAUCCUCACUGCCUGCUUUGGGUCCUUUGCACACGGUGGCAAUGAUGUCAGUAAUGCCAUCGGCCCACUGGUGGCACUGUGGAUGAUCUAUGAACAGGGUGGGGUAAUGCAGGACGCAGCCACACCUGUAUGGCUGCUCUUGUAUGGUGGAAUCGGCAUCUGCACUGGCCUGUGGGUGUGGGGACGCCGUGUAAUCCAGACCAUGGGCAAGGACCUCACGCCCAUCACGCCUUCCAGUGGAUUCACUAUUGAGCUGGCUUCAGCGGUGACUGUUGUGCUGGCGUCCAAUAUUGGACUCCCUAUCAGUACCACACACUGCAAGGUGGGUUCAGUGGUGGCUGUUGGCUGGCUGCGUUCACGGAAGGCCGUAGAUUGGCAUCUCUUCCGGAACAUUUUCCUGGCUUGGUUCGUCACGGUUCCUGUAGCAGGCCUGUUCAGCGCCGCUGUCAUGGCCCUGCUCAUCUACGGCAUCAUGCCUUUCGUAUGAGGGCAGAGAUAGAGAGAAUUGUAGUAAGGUGGUUGGGAAGGCGAGGGGAAAAAAAAUUUAUAGACCAGGAGAUGGUAAGAUGAAAGGACAGAUUGAAAAAUAGUUAAUGGGGGGAAUGGCCAUAGAGAGGGUGCUCAAAAGCUGACUGGGAUGCAUCUAGAAUCUUCUGAUUAACUGUCCUUUGUUAUCUUUACAAAUGUAUCUUCUUCUUUUUUUUUCUUCCUGUUUUAGCUGUUGUAAUGUUACUGAACACUGUAGGUCUCAUGUUUCAUCCGUAACACAAUGAAGCAGUAACACAAGAGUUUCUCAUAAAAAAAGUAAUCAUGCCAACAAAAUUUGCUAAUCAUCCUCAAAGGUGUGACUACAUGGGCAAAAGCUCAGAUCAGCACAUAUGAACUUAUAUAUAAAUAUAUACAGUAUAUACACACACGCGCACACACAGAGAUGCAUUCAUUCUUCAAUUAGUACACACCAUACUGAGAUAUGACAAGAAGGUGUUUCAUAAAGCACCGUAUAGCACAAUUUAGCAUAAUUUUGAAAGCACAAAGCUUCAUUGACCUACUUCGCUAAAUGGCUAUAUGGGGCUUUAUUUAAUAUGAAAUAUACACUGUAUGAUGAUAUAACAGCUGCAAUAUACUAUGUCCACUCAAAUGGAAAAACUGGUGAUGUAAAUGUUGGUAAACUGUUAAACAUUGGAGGCCGUACAAGGUCUGCACUGCAAUAACUGCUGUAUCUCUUGGAACUUUGAUUGAUUUAGGGUCCCUAAACUCAACUACAUGUAAAUAUUGUGUUAUUCACCAUACCUCAAGUCUCUGCCAUUUAAAUAAAGCUAGUGAGUCAAAAUAUAGGGAUGGAUGGAGUAAAACACUAUAAAUCUGAUAUAAUUGUCAUUGUUGGGUUAAAAAAAACAAAAACGCCUAAUCAUAUUUAUUCAGAUUAUUUUUCAUAAAAGUUUUUAAAAAUAUAACGUAAACAACAAAACGCUAUCUUUACUUUUAACAGUAAUGCUAACAUUUCUUCUGUAGAUAUAUUCCGCAAUAGACUUUGGAUAAGCUCUUUUAUUUAUAAAAUCUCUAGACAGCUUGGACAGAGCAGUCACAAGCUACUGAAGAUUACUAAAGAAAAAUAAAUGCAUCAAGGACUUAAGAUUUCUAACAAAUCAAGAGCUGCAACACUAAAACAGCAUUUUAUAUGAUUUUUAGAUAUGCUUUAGAUAAGCUUUUAAUCCAGCCCAGUUAUUUUUAUAUUGGAUUUCAAAUUUGAGCUAAGAAUCAAUUCCUGGACAGUAAUUUGUAAAAGGCGAAGACUGAUGCACACCAAAAUAUACCACUCUCUUGAUAAUUAAUCACAUUUCAUUAAUAAAUCACUAGAAUAGGAGAAGAAAAAAUACUGUAAGUUUAGGCACUUUAGGUGUUUUCAUUAAUUAUAUAUAUAUAUAUAUAUAAUACACAUACCCACAUUUUUUAAAAAUUAUAUAUAUAUAUAUAUAUAUAUAUAUAUAUAUAUAUAUAUAUAUAUAUAUAUAUAUAUAUAUAUAUAAAAUGUGUGUAUAAAUAUAACUGGGAAUACAUAAAAUCGGAGUUAAUCUUUGGUAAAUAUUUUAACAAAGAAUAACUCCGAUUUUAUGUAUUCCCAGUUAGACUUAAAGGCAUUAAAUCAUUUUGUCUUUAGUCUCUCAUUCGUUAUUUGAAAAGCCAAACACAAAGUAUCUGUAUACAGUAUUUAUAUUCACUGUAACAAGGCAUGCCAAUAGAGCCCAACAAAAAUGCCAAGAUAAUGCCUAAGUGUGCAGACAGCCAAAAUCUUUAACAGUACAUACGCAAAUAUGCACACACACGCACACCUAUAUACACACCAGCAUUUGUGCAUACUGUUUGGGAAAGGCAGUGUUAGAAAUCGAGUAAGGAUAGACCCAACUACUGGUGAGAAAAUAUGAUGACUCUCAUUCAUUAUAGUGUCACUCAAUUUAAUCCACAGCCUGUCGAGAAUCUGGCCAUAUGAGGUCAGUGUCAGGUUACUAGUUACUCAUUUACAAAAUAUGAUGGUCAUAAGUGUUUGGUGCUGGUCUGAAUAACACCUUAAUGCUCUACCUACAGAAUGUGGCUUUGAACCAAUGCAAAGUGUUAACUUUAUUUUUCCUCGUGAGUGUAUUAUACUUUUUUGUUUGUUUGUUUGUUUGUUUGUUUGUUUAUAUCUUUCAUCAUGAACAAAUCUAUGCUUCGGUGCCCAUUUGCCUUGUAAUAUUGUGCUUUACUGUUUGCCGAAUACAGUAACGUCAGUACUGUGGUGUUUACAUUAUCACACAUAGGUAGAAAUAACUCAUUAUGUUGCCUAAAAAUGACAUACUAUUUACUACAAAAUAAUGUAUAAGAUAUACAGGAAUAGUGUGAGGUGUCUCAUGUCAUUUCAUGUUUUAGUUUGUAGCAGUGUGAAUUAUGAUCAUUUGUUGCUUUUACACUGCAGUUAAAAAAAAACAAACAAAUAAAACUAAAGGUGGGUGUGAAUAAAAAAAAAUCAUUAGAUAUAUAAAUUUCAUUCAAACUAUAUUUUUCUACAUAUCUGAGUUUUACCUUGAGUGCUGAAUUUUGGAGAGAGAACUGGGCUAAAAUGAGACCUAGUAGAAAUUUGUUAUAUUGAGAAAUGGAUCUAAAUACAGUAUGUACUAAUAGAAAGUUCUCUCAUUAAUGCAGUAUGUAACAGUAUCAUUCAGGUAAGGGUUUAAUAUACUUUUUAAAAUGGUCUUGGAGAGAUUCCACAUGCCCGUUAUCACCAGAAUUCUGUUUAUAAGUGUGGUGGCUUAUUGUUCAAACUCAACAAUGCUAAAGAUGAUUUUUAGCAACGUACUUGAACAGAAGUAGUGAUACCAUUGUUUAGACAAGGCCGUCUUUGACUAAUUUCUUUUACAAGCAGCAGAUGAUGUCAUUUUCAGCACUUGUCCUCUUUCUAUUGUUAAGAUAUUACCGCGUGAGCAGUCAAACCUCAUGUGACCCAUGUUACUUUGGGGAUGCAGUAGCAUGUGUGGCCACAGGAUGGUAGCAUUUAACUAUUGUAAACGUCCUUCAUUUAGGACAAGUGCCAAUUGCUGUAUUUCAUAAAGCUUUAUGGAUAACUCAUUAAAUCUCUGAAUUGAUUUAGCCCUUAUCUUUAUGAACCUAAUAUGAAUUCGGUGUACAGUAUCAUAUAUGAGAAAUUGGACGAUUUGCAACGUAACCAUCCAGUUAACUAUGUAGAUAACUUUCCAGUUUUGCUUGGCAUCAUAUCAGCAUUCUCCUUUAGUGGGUGUACUGAUUGCAUUUCUUUUUUGUCUUCUCAUUCGCAUUGAAACCUAGAGCGAAUGUAGCCUGCUCCCCUGCUGAUGCCUGCUGCGUGUUUUCCCUGUGCUGCCAUGCUGUAAACUGUCUAGUACCCUCUUAAAACAGGGCCAUAGACCUAAAAUACUACCCUUAUCUGCAUAUGUACUGUAUUGCAGUUUCUAUUUCUUUUUGGAAUUUUUGUGAGAGUUGUCUGCAUUUUGAAUUAAUUAAAUUAUGGGAAUUAAAAUGACAAAGAAUAACA
Molecule: messenger RNA, 5970 nt
Organism: Ictalurus punctatus (channel catfish)
Lineage: Eukaryota; Metazoa; Chordata; Actinopteri; Siluriformes; Ictaluridae
Gene: slc20a2
Product: solute carrier family 20 member 2
Exons: 11
Coding region: 439-2415 (658 amino acids)
Biological process (GO): phosphate ion transmembrane transport
Cellular component (GO): membrane
Molecular function (GO): phosphate transmembrane transporter activity
Source: RefSeq, a predicted model, not a curated record